AUAAAUUGAAAUGUAACUUGAACAUUUUUCAAUGUAGCUUUGCAACAUUGUUAAUAGAUUUUAUAUCAUGGACUUCAAAAUUGUACUGUUAUUUUGUUUAGUAUCUAAUAUACUAUGUGAUGAAACUUCAGAAUUAAAAAUUAAUCAAAAUGGUCAUCAAAUUUUAAACAAUGAGCAAAAUAAUUUUGGAAAUGGCAAUUCAAAUGAAGAGGAGAUGUUUGGAAGUAAAUUAAAUAACGAAAAUGAAUCUGAAAAUCAGAUUAAAUAUGAAAAUAGUGAAACUGAAAUGAUUGAAGAAACUGACGGACAAGAUUAUAAAAUUGAACAAGGAAAUGCAAACGACCAUUUUGGAAAUCACGACAUGUUUGGGCCUUCACACGGUGGACCACCACAUCACGGUGGACCACCACAUCACGGUGGACCACCACAUCAUGGUGGACCACCACAUCAUGGUGGACCACCACAUCACGGUGGACCACCACAUCACGGUGGACCACCACAUCACGGUGGACCACCACAUCACGGUGGACCACCACAUCAUGGUGGACCACCGCAUCACGGUGGGCCACCACAUCAUGGUGGACCACAUCAUAAAGGGAAAUUUCAUGAACAUUCCCAUGGAGAGAAUUUUCCCAGUGGGCAAUCUCACGGAGAAAGUUGUAGUGAAGAAAGUUCAUACAGAGGGCUAUCUUACGGAAGGCAACAAAAAAGUUUAUUGAAUGGAAGACCAUCAAAUGGUAUGCCAUGCCAUAAUAUGUUACAAUCACAACAAUAUGGUAAGCAAACGUCUUACGGUAUACCAUCAAGCAAUGGAAUGAAUAGAAUGAACAUGAAUGAUCAUAAGCCAAGUUACUCAAUGAGUGACAUGAAUUACGGUAAUAACCAACAACAUAGGGGAAAUCAAAAUGGAUUUCAACACCAACAAAUGUCCUCCAGGAAACAUAAUUUCAAUAGUAAUGGAGAAAACAUGGAAAGCAGAGGAUAUUAUGGUAAACGGCAAUUCCAAGAUAAUAAUCAUUUUAAUAAUAAUGGAGAAAACAGCUUUGGAAAUGAAAUAAACUCUGAUGGAGGCUUUGGAAAAAACAAUAUGGAUACCAUGGAUAACUUUGGAAAUCAAGGAAGAUUCGGAGUCAAUAGAGGACGAAAACAUUGUAAUGGCAAUAGUUGGAAUAACAUGAAUAACGAAGAAAACAUGAAUCCAAUGAUGGGACCAAAGAUGAACCAGAAUGGUCAUGAAUCGUUUAAUCCUCAGUCAUUUGGAAGUAAUCAAUAUAGUUCACAAUGGGAUCAGUCAGAAUUUAACGGAGGAAUGAAUCAAAAAAAAAUGUUAACCCAAUGAAUAAAAACCAACAUCAAUACUAUUAACGAAAGAAAACUUUAAUUAAUUAGAUUUAUGCAUACAUCUAUUUCAAGGUUUUUUUACCUUUAAUAAAAAAACUUAAGUUUCAAAAAAGUCAAUAAAAAUUGUCCAUUCAA
Daktulosphaira vitifoliae (grape phylloxera) is the source of this 1476-nucleotide messenger RNA. RefSeq names its product GATA zinc finger domain-containing protein 14-like. Lineage: Eukaryota; Metazoa; Arthropoda; Insecta; Hemiptera; Phylloxeridae. The transcript is spliced from 6 exons. The record is from RefSeq and is a predicted model, not a curated record. Bases 68 to 1339 code for a protein of 423 amino acids.